Molecule: messenger RNA, 2038 nt
Organism: Pygocentrus nattereri (red-bellied piranha)
Lineage: Eukaryota; Metazoa; Chordata; Actinopteri; Characiformes; Serrasalmidae
Product: CMRF35-like molecule 8
Exons: 7
Coding region: 51-1175 (374 amino acids)
Source: RefSeq, a predicted model, not a curated record
GACAGGUAGACAGGGUGGAUGCAUUCAGGUCUUCUGAUAUCUGACUCAGAAUGAAGACCCUCCUCAUCUUCACCCUCUUCCUGAUUUCAGUAGGUGGUGGAGAAUCAGGGAGAGUGAUGGGAUAUUCAGGAGGAGGAGUCCUCAUCAAGUGUAGAUAUGAGACACAAUACACAUCAAACCCAAAGUACCUCUGUGAGGCUCCAUGGCCCUGCAUGACGAAGCCAAUUUGGACAGACGCCAAAAAUGAGUGGAUAAACAGAGGAAGAUUCUCACUGUUUGACGACACCAGAGCUGCACAGUUCUGGGUGGUCAUCAGGGAGCUCACUGUAGAGGAUUCUGGAACGUACAACUGUGCAGUUGAUAAAGAUUUGGCCAUUGACGUCUACACGCCAGUGGAACUGAAGGUAGAGGAAGUUCAUCAAUACAUGAAGAGCAUCAGUGUGACUGGCCAUGUUGGAGGAGGUGUGAACAUCAGCUGCAAAUACCCACAGUCCCACAGCAGUAACCCCAAGUUCCUCUGUAGGAGAGUGGGCACUCCUGACUGUAGUUAUGAAACAUCAGUUAAAGAGAGCAGAAGAUGGAGAAAUGAGGGGAAACUCUCUCUGCAUGAUGACAGAGCAAAGCAGAUCUUCACUGUGAUCAUCAACAGUCUGACUGAGGGAGACUCUGGUGAAUACUGGUGUGGAGCUGAAUCAGACUGGACAUCUGACCAUGGAUACAAGGUGUAUAUCACCCAGGUCAACCUCAGAGUUACUGAAGAAGAACCUCCAUCAAAAAUAUCAUCUUCAUCACCAUCCAGCACAAUUCCACAGAGCACAAAAGCAACCGCAUCUCCAACCUCUAUAUCCACUGGCAACUCCUCAUCAGAGAUAAAUUCAUCAAAUGAGUUCCCAGCUUCCUCUGUGAUCAGUAUUGUUUGUGUGAUUCUGCUGGUGUUUCUGAUUGGACUCAUAUUCAUGAUUGUUGCUGUACGAAAAAGACUCAGGCCUCAAGAUGUAGAUUCAACCCCAACCCAAGGCUCCUCAAACUACACGGAUCUCGUUGCUGUCUAUUCUAAUGUGGAAGAGACAGGAAAUCUUCCUGACUCAGAGGCUAGAGUUUCCACAGUCUACUCUUCUCUCAGUUCACCUACAAACCCCUCUGAUUCUUCUCAACAUAUAUAUGACAAUGUCUAGUAACCCGUAAGCCCCUAUGGGUUUUCAGACCCUGUUUAUUCUCACACUCAGUAACCAUCUAGCUCUUUUGAUAAGGACGUCUACUCCACAUGUCCAGGAGUGAUUUUAGUGCACAGGCUGAAAUCCAGGAGCCCUGAGUGAUUCAGCUUUUAAUGAGAUUUAUAUUUUCACACAUCCAAACACAAACACUGAUGAUUCUGGUUUUAUAUGUUAUUCAUAUCUGUGGCUGCUGAUUGGCCAGUUUUAUUCUGAAUAUCAGCUCUGAUGGGGAUCGGCGGCUCUAUCAGACGCAGAAGAAGCAGCUCAGAAGAGCAGAAGUUCAUGACUUCGAUUCUGUCCAACAUGUUGGUGGAAGUGACUAGAGUAGCAAGUUGUUAUUUUUACCAUUUUUCUACUAAAAAAACUGUAAAUGUUCCCUUUCUUUCCCAGAUCUUUAACUCUGGAGCUGUGUGAAUAUAUGCACUGAUUGUUCUGGGAAAUAUGGUCACUUUGAAACUUGAUUUACAUUAAGUUGAUAUUGGACUGAAAAAUGAUUUAAUGUUUACAGGAAGGAUGUAACAUAUAUCCUUUGUUUGAAUUGAUAAUUAAGUGUAUGACUGUCUCUGGUUACCCAUAUUUAGCCUAUUGAGUGCAUUUUCAGUAUUUUUCCUGGACAAAGAAACAUUGUAUUACAUUUUUUUUUUGUAUUACAGUUUUUUUCAUUUUCAUUUUUUUGUGAGCUGUAAUUGCUGUAAUAUAGUCUGUUAAGCUGCUUGGAGUUGUGAUUGUGUUGUGCUGUGUGACUGUAGUGCUGAACCAAAUCCAUGAAAGCCUAUUGUACAAUAUUUCUUAAAAAGAGUCAAUAAAAGUUGCACCCUGUGUUA